Messenger RNA from Oncorhynchus nerka (sockeye salmon), 1038 nucleotides. RefSeq names its product leukocyte cell-derived chemotaxin-2-like. The transcript is spliced from 4 exons. Bases 94 to 564 code for a protein of 156 amino acids. The record is from RefSeq and is a predicted model, not a curated record. NCBI's taxonomy places the organism in Eukaryota, Metazoa, Chordata, Actinopteri, Salmoniformes, Salmonidae.
CAGACAUUAUGCAGUCAGAAACACAGAUGGAAGCUGAGCAAGAAUUUCUUGUAGAUUUUCUCCUUGAGUGAAAGCAUCAUCUAAGGCUUUACCAUGAAGACUGCUGUUCUUUUGUUUACUGUGGUGCUCAUAGCUGUGUUGUCAGAGUGUGAGAUGGUCAAGUUUGGUCAGCUGUGCAGCGACAACUCCAGUAAUAGGAGGAGGACAGGGGACAAAUGGGGACAAGGACACCACGGCGCAAGCAGAGGAGGCCGUGCGCAUCAGGGUCUGGACAUUGUGUGUAAUGAUGGGGCCACAGUGUACGCUCCAUUUGACGUGAAACUCAACGGGAAAGUGAUCGUGUACACAGACCCGAAGAAGGCAGCCAUCAACGAUGGGAUCAACCUCAGUGGAGAGGGUCUGUGCUUUAAGCUGUUCUAUGUAAAGCCUGACAAGUACUCUGGGAUGGUGAAGAAGGGCCAGAGGAUUGGGACCAUGCUGACCAUGCAAAGUGUCUACCCAGGGAUCACUUCUCACGUCCACGUCCAGAUGUGUGACAAGUCUGACCCCACCAAGUUCUUCUAAUGGAGUCCCUUUUGGCCUCUCAAUCAACCAAUAACAUGAUUGUAAUCAUUGGCCAAUAGAUGGGCUUACUGUGUUUAAAAAUAAUAAUUUGCUUAUUAUUAUAAACAUUUUUAUUACAGUAGAAAAUACAUGCAUGCUGCACAUUUCUGGAAUAAAGUUUUACAUGAACCCUAUAAGCAUCAGGGGUAAAUUCAUAAUUUUUUAUAAAUCCUUUUAUGCAACUAGUUACAGACAUGAAAAUAGACAAUGAUUUCUGUGUUAACAUAUAAUUUAUGUGGUAUAUAUAUAUAUAUACACUCUUUUUGUAUACUAGUUGUACUUGGCUCAUCUGACAAUGUGUACUCAAUAGUAAACUUUGUGAAAAAAACAUGAUAGAUUUAAAACAAAUACAUGUCUGUCAUUGAACAACCCAGUGGAAAAAAACACCCAUCUCUUUAAUAAGUUCUUUAGACAAUAAAAGCUAAUUUACCAACA